Molecule: messenger RNA, 162 nt
Organism: Postia placenta MAD-698-R-SB12
Lineage: Eukaryota; Fungi; Basidiomycota; Agaricomycetes; Polyporales; Adustoporiaceae
Exons: 1
Molecular function (GO): zinc ion binding; nucleic acid binding
Source: RefSeq, a predicted model, not a curated record
UCACGUCAAGAAGCGUCGGAGCGUCGGAGGCUCAAGCGCAAGGACGAGCGUUUCUCAGACACUACCUGCUUCGCCUGCAGAGAGAAGGGACAUACUGCCAGGGACUGCACGCGGACAGUGUCUGGGGGCGGCGAAGGCGGCGAUACUCAAGGCGAAGCGGGA